GCCACAUGUUCGACUCAGAGUUAAUCAUCAUCAGAAACUUCAGUGCACUCAAACUGAACAGCUCACCUGUUUCAUUUAGCUUAUUACCAGUUCUAAUUCACAUUUGAAAUGUUUCAGAAAGGCUUUUAUCUGGUUUGGCUUCUGUUAUUAUUUGGGUUGAGCAACAGUGGAGCGCUGAAGGACCCUCAUCCAGAGCUUUCUGAUCAGGAGCUUUUCUGGGGAGCCGAUCAGUAUGACUUUUCCAUCAUGCUGCGUGCUGGAGACCUCCAGUGCUACUGGCACUUUGCUCACUUCGGCGAGCACUUCUACUUAAACUUCAUGGUCCAGCUGGUGACCGGUGUGGCUCUGGACCGACAUCUCUCUGUGAUUGUUAAUGCUCCGAGCGGUUUAAUAGUCGGCAAAGUUGAUGAUGCAAGUGGUCAGAUUGCCUUAAGUGUUAAGGAGACGGGUUUUUAUCAGAUGUGCUUCAGUAAUUUCCACAAUCGAUUCGGGAGCAUGCAGGUUUUCCUGAACUUUGGUGUGUAUUAUGAGGGACAAAAGGAAGAAGAGAAGAAAAAGAAAGAAGAGGAUAUGAAGCAGAUAAAUAGUACACUGUCCUUCAUUGAGGAAAGCAGCAGCAGGCUGCAGAGGUUUGUCUUCCACAUGUGGCGUCAUUAUAACUACGAGCGAAUGAGACGUGGUACCGAUUUCUACCUGCUUCAGUUCAACUCCACUUAUGUGAACAUCUGGUCUGCUGUACAGAGUCUGCUCAUCAUCACAGCUGGAUACCUGCAGCUCUACUGCCUCAAGAGACUCUUCAACACCAAACCAGCAGAUGGAGAUAAACCGCGCUGUUAACAUCGACACUACACCAGCAGGGGGAGACAAACCCCACUGUUAACAUCAACAGUACACCAGCAGAAGAAGACAAAGCCCACUGUUAACAUCAACACUACACCAGCAGAGGGAGACAAAACCCGCCGUUAACAUCGACACUACACCAGCAGAGGGGGACAAACCCUGCCGUUAACAUCGACACUACACCAGCAGAGAGAGACAAACCCUGCCGUUAACAUCGACACUACCCCAGCAGAGAGAGUCAAACCCCGCUGUUAACAUCGACACUACACCAACAGAGGGAGACAAACCCCGCUGUUAACAUCAACACUACACCAGCAGAGGGAGACAAACACCACUGUUAACAUCAACACUACACCAGCAGUGGCGUCAUUAUAACUACGAGCGAAUGAGACGUGGCACCGAUUUCUACCUGCUUCAGUCCAACUACACUGUGAACAUCUGGUCUGCUGUCCAGAGUCUGCUCAUCAUCACAGCUGGAUACCUGCAGCUCUACUGCCUAAAGAGACUCCUCAACACCAAACCAUCAGAUGGAGAUAAACCCCGCUGUUAACAUUGACACUAACCCAGCAGAGGGAGACAAAACCCGCUGUUAACAUCAACACUACACCAACAGAGGGAGACAAACCCCGCCGUUAACAUCGACGCUACACCAGCAGAGGGAGACAAACCCAGCUGUUAACAUGGACACUACCCCAGCAGAGGGAGACAAAACCCGCUGUUAACAUCAACGCUACACCAACAGAGGGAGACAAACCCCGCCGUUAACAUCGACACUACACCAGCAGAGGGAGACAAACCCCGCUGUUAACAUGGACACUACACCAGCAGAGGGAGAUAAACCCCGCCGUUAACAUCGACACUACACCAGCAGAGGGAGACAAACCCCGCUGUUAACAUCGACACUACACAAGCAGAGAGAGACAAAACCCGCUGUUAACAUCGACGCUACACCAGCAGAGAGAGACAAACCCUGCCGUUAACAUCGACACUACCCCAGCAGAGAGAGUCAAACCCCGCUGUUAACAUCGACGCUACACCAGCAGAGGGAGACAAACCCCGCUGUUAAUAUCAACGCUACACCAACAGAGGGAGACAAACCCCGCCGUUAACAUCGACGCUACACCAGCAGAGGGAGACAAACCCCGCUGUUAACAUGGACACUACACCAGCAGAGAGAGACAAACCCCGCCGUUAACAUCGACGCUACACCAGCAGAGGGAGACAAACCCCGCUGUUAACAUGGACACUACCCCAGCAGAGGGAGACAAAACCCGCUGUUAACAUCAACGCUACACCAACAGAGGGAGACAAACCCCGCCGUUAACAUCGACACUACACCAGCAGAGGGAGACAAACCCCGCUGUUAACAUCGACACUAUACAAGCAGAGAGAGACAAAACCCGCUGUUAACAUCGACGCUACACCAGCAGAGGGAGACAAACCCCGCUGUUAACAUCGACACUACACAAGCAGAGAGAGACAAAACCCGCUGUUAACAUCGACACUACACCAGCAGAGGGAGACAAACCCCGCUGUUAACAUCGACACUACACAAGCAGAGAGAGACAAAACCCGCUGUUAACAUCGACGCUACACCAGCAGAGAGAGACAAAACCCGCUGUUAACAUCGACACUACACCAGCAGAGAGAGACAAACCCCGCCGUUAACAUCAGCACUACGCCAGCAGAAGCUGACAAACCCCACUGUUAACAUCAACAGUACACCUGUCUCUCUUACAUCUCUUACUCUCUCUUAUACUCCAAGAGUGAAUUUAAAUUAAAACUAAAACUAAUUAAUUUCAGCCCUUUCUUUGGUUAUUUGAAUAUCAUAAUAAACUUAAUUCUUCAUGAAUGUGUUUUUGCUUUUCAAAUGCUUCUUUGUUAUGACUUGCAAUGUUAAAAUAUAAAAUGUAUUAUAUUAACUUACAAUAAAAUAUAAUAUUCAGUA
Molecule: messenger RNA, 2788 nt
Organism: Carassius gibelio (silver crucian carp)
Lineage: Eukaryota; Metazoa; Chordata; Actinopteri; Cypriniformes; Cyprinidae
Gene: tmed6
Product: transmembrane p24 trafficking protein 6
Exons: 4
Coding region: 109-837 (242 amino acids)
Biological process (GO): intracellular protein transport; endoplasmic reticulum to Golgi vesicle-mediated transport; Golgi organization
Cellular component (GO): endoplasmic reticulum; Golgi apparatus; COPII-coated ER to Golgi transport vesicle
Source: RefSeq, a predicted model, not a curated record